Symphalangus syndactylus (siamang) is the source of this 841-nucleotide messenger RNA. RefSeq lists its product as uncharacterized. The record is from RefSeq and is a predicted model, not a curated record. Lineage: Eukaryota; Metazoa; Chordata; Mammalia; Primates; Hylobatidae.
CUGUGCACAAUCAGCCACAAGUCUGGGCGAGACUGGGCUCUGAACAGAGGAAAGGGAGCUGGGACAGCCAGAAAAUGAAAAGGCAGCGGUGGCCCCGGCACAGGAGGGCAGGGACCAAAAUUUAAGAGUAGGGGUCCUGGCCCAGGUCCCAUUCUUUUAGGCGGUACCCUUGGUUAAAGGCUAGCAGAGGGUCCCAAACGACUAGCGGAUGGUGAGGAGCCUCAGAAAAGGGACUGAUGGGCAUCCUCCGAGGUACCCCCUACCCGCUACUGGACCUGGUGGCCGCCGGGGACCCUGCCGCCGAGGCACCUGAGAGUGAAGGCCUUCAGCGGGGGGGCAUUGUUCACAGCGCACGGCGGGACUGGAGGAGGCGGCGGGACUUCGGGGUCCGCGCACCGCCGCCUCCCCAACUGGGCCAGAGAAGCGAGUCAACCGAGGCCAUCGCCAGGUGGAGCGGCGGCCCCGGCGAGGUCCCCCUCGGCCAGCAGGAGAGAGAGGCGGAGAGCGCGUCCCAGAGGCGGGGGCCGAGGGUCUGCCACUCACCCGCGCCUUCUGCGGGCUGCGGCGGCCCGACGACGCCGUUCAGGUAGAGAAUGGGCAGCAGAAUAGGGAAAUUUGGAUGCAGAGACACAGAGAAAAUGCCAUGUGAAGAUGGAUCAGAGACUGAAGUGAUGCGGCUGCAAGCUGAGGAAUGUGAAGAAUGGCCGGCCACCACCGGAAGCUAGGGGGGACGCCGGCACAGAUUCUCCCUGAGAGCCUCCAGAAGAAACCAACCCUCCAACACCUGGAUUUCAGACUUCUGACCUUGAGAAGUGUGAGCCAAUAAAACAACUGCAGUGGA